AGUCCAGGCUCUGUUCCUGAGGCACGAAGGCUACCUGGGGGCCAUCGGAGCAUUCCUGAAAGGAGCCGAGCAAGACAGCUGACGGAGGUGACCUGGUCUCACUCUUCCAGAUCCCAACCAGUAUAGCUGGGGAGAAAACUACGCGGGCAGCUCCGGCCUGAUGAGCCCGGCCCCCGAGCUCUGCCCGGUGCAGAGGGCAAGGAGCGGCACGUUUGACUUGCUGGAGAUGGACCGGCUGGAGCGGCCGCUGGUGAACCUGCCCCUCCUCCUGGACCCCACCUCCUACGUCCCCGACACCGUGGACCUGACUGACGACGCCCUGGCCCGCAAGUACUGGCUGACGUGCUUCGAGGAGGCGCUCGACGGGGUCGUGAAGCGCGCCGUGGCCAGCCAGCCGGAUGCGGCCGACGCCGCCGAGCGAGCAGAGAAGUUCCGCCAGAAGUACUGGAGCAAGCUGCAGAUGCUGAGGCAGCAGCCCUUCGCCUACGGGACCCUGACGGUGCGCAGCCUGCUGGACACCCGGGAGCACUGCCUCAACGAGUUCAGCUUCCCGGACCCCUACUCCAAAGUCAAGCAGAAGGAGAACGGCGCGGCGCUGAAGUGUUUCCAGAGCGUUGUCCGCUCCCUGGACUCACUGCGCUGGGAGGACAGGCAGCUGGCCCUGGUGAAAGGGCUCCUAGCGGGCAAUGUCUUCGACUGGGGGGCGAAAGCCGUCUCCGACGUUCUAGAAUCGGAUCCCCAGUUUGGAUUUGAGGAAGCUAAGGGGAAAUUACAAGAGCACCCCUGGCUCGUGGACUCCUACAACGAGUGGCUUCAGAGGCUGAAGGGGCCCCCUCAUAAAUGUGCCUUAAUUUUCGCAGAUAACAGUGGAAUAGACGUCAUUUUGGGAGUCUUCCCCUUUGUCAGGGAGCUACUCUUUAGAGGGACUGAGGUGAUCCUGGCGUGCAACUCGGGCCCCGCCCUGAAUGACGUGACCCACAGCGAGUCCCUCAUCGUGGCAGAGCGCAUCGCGGCCAUGGACCCCCUCGUCCACUCUGCGCUCCGAGAAGGGCGUCUGCUGCUGGUGCAGACAGGCUCCAGCUCCCCAUGCCUGGACCUCAGCCGCCUGGACCAGGGGCUGGCCGAGCUGGUGCGGGAGCGCGGCGCUGACCUGGUGGUCAUCGAGGGCAUGGGCCGCGCCGUCCACACCAACUACCACGUCGCGCUGCGCUGCGAGAGCCUCAAGCUGGCCGUCGUCAAGAACCCCUGGCUGGCCGACCGGCUCGGCGGCCGCCUCUUCAGCCUCAUCUCCAAGUACGAGGUCCCGGCCGAGUGACGGCGCCGGCCACCCCAGGCCCCAGGGACAGCUGCUCGGCCCCCCGAGCCCGGGUCUCCGUCGUUCCGUCGUGCUCCUGCGCCCCCGGGUGCCCGCGUCGCCCUCAGAAGCAGAGGCCCCUGCUUGCCGGCCGCCAUGCUGUGGGGACGCGGCCCUCACCCCGCACAGCGCUCGUGUUGGCGUGUGCCUGGCUGCUGAAUGGCCUUUUAUAUAUAUAUAUAUAUAUAUAUAUAUAAAUACGUGCGUUUAUGUCCUCAACAGAGGACACCUGCAGCUCGGGGUUCAACACCAAAUAGAGUUUUUUCGGAGGGUAGCACCA
Molecule: messenger RNA, 1634 nt
Organism: Choloepus didactylus (southern two-toed sloth)
Lineage: Eukaryota; Metazoa; Chordata; Mammalia; Pilosa; Megalonychidae
Product: 4'-phosphopantetheine phosphatase-like
Exons: 12
Coding region: 161-1315 (384 amino acids)
Biological process (GO): coenzyme A biosynthetic process
Cellular component (GO): cytosol; nucleus
Molecular function (GO): pantothenate kinase activity; ATP binding
Source: RefSeq, a predicted model, not a curated record